AUGGGUGCUAGACCUGUGAAUCGGCAACCCACUCCUCCUCCUCACACUGCCACGCCUACUCCACCUAUUCUACAGGAAGAGAAUGUAGCGGAUAAUAAUGACGGUGAGGCCAGUCAUUAUUCUAAUAGUCAUAGCCAUCACACUGAGGUCCGUCAACCACGUGUUGAGCAUGUUGAUGAACAUGAAGCUGAAGAAAGACGAUUGAUGGCUUUUAGAAAACAUAAACCUCCUUCUUUCAGCGGAGGCUACGACCCGUUGAUGGCAGCAAAAUGGCUCCAAUCUAUGGAGAAAAUCUUCAGGGUGAUGAGAUGCCCUGAUGCAUUGAAGUUGGUCUACUCUGUGUAUAUGCUGGAAGGUGAAGCUGAAGAUUGGUGGACGAAUACAGUGCAACCAUUAGAAGCUGAAGGCCGGGAAAUCACCUGGCGGUUGUUCGAGAUGUUGUUCUUGGACAACUACUUCCCUAGGGAGGCUAGGGAACAGAAGCAGAAUGAGUAUAAUGAUCUAAAGCAAGGGUCGAUGUCAAUUGACCAAUACUUUGCUAAAUUCAACGAAUUGGUGAAGUACGCCAACUAUGGGAGAGCCCUACCCACUCCAGCUGAGAUGACCUCCAAGUUUCAAUGGGGUCUGAACGAGAAGAUGUCUCGGAAAAUGUCAAAUUGUGACAUCCGAGAGUUUAGUAGAUUUGUGAACCAGUGCCGAAAGGUGGAAGAAGUAUACAAUGUUUCCAAGAUCAAAAAGCCUUCUGAGGCACAAGCAUCUGGUGCUAGUGGAGCAACUGGCCCUACUUCAGAAAAUAGUAAGAAAAUGGAUGAAAAGAAGAAAUUACAAGCGAGACAAUCGGAGGAAAAGUUUAAGAGGAGCGGGAGUCAACAAAGUUGGGAUGACGAAAGACCCCAUGUGCCCAAGUGUGACAAUUGUGGCAGGCAUCACAAGGGCGUUUGUUUGAUGGGCCAGAACGUAUGUUUCAAGUUAUGGGUAGAAUACCAUAGGAGGUCAGAUUGCCCUGUUUUGGGUGCUUGCUCCAAAACAUCCACGCUAUGA
Gastrolobium bilobum is the source of this 1041-nucleotide messenger RNA. RefSeq lists its product as uncharacterized. The record is from RefSeq and is a predicted model, not a curated record. The coding region runs from base 1 to 1041 and encodes 346 amino acids. The transcript has a single exon. Lineage: Eukaryota; Viridiplantae; Streptophyta; Magnoliopsida; Fabales; Fabaceae.